Molecule: messenger RNA, 1148 nt
Organism: Cyclopterus lumpus (lumpfish)
Lineage: Eukaryota; Metazoa; Chordata; Actinopteri; Perciformes; Cyclopteridae
Exons: 4
Coding region: 28-588 (186 amino acids)
Source: RefSeq, a predicted model, not a curated record
AACACUAACACUGAGGGAAGGAACUGGAUGAGACGAGGCUUGAACGAUACCCGGAAUGAACAACACCUCCACAGCACUUUCCUCGCCUCAACCAGGAUGAAGCUCAUGGCGUUCUUUGUGGCCCUCAGUUCGGUUGUGAUGGCUGGAUUUAUUUAUCAGGCCAUGAAACAGGAGUACAACCUGCGUAAUAUGAAAACCCGCAUGGCGGAGAACACGGCAGACUUCCAGAGGAACGAGGUGGCCAUUGACGAAUUGAAAACCAACUACCAGAUCAUGAUGAAAGCGUUGAUGGCUGUCAACAGUCAUACAGUUGAGCUAAAUGAAAAGAAGAAAGACCAUGAAACAAUGGCACAGCAAGUCAGUGAAACUAUGCAGACCUGUAUCAAUGAGAAGGCAGAUGCUGAGCAUAAGAAGGCAGUCACAGGAGAGGAAAUUGUAAAACUCAAAGCGGAUCACAGCGUGGCUAAAGAGAAUGCUGAAAGGGACAUUCAGCAGUUGAAAAAACUGAUUUUGGAUAGAGACACAGCUAUUUGUGCCUUUGCAGACAUAACCAAGGUGGAAGCAAGGAAUCUGUGUGCGAUCCAUUAAGCUCAAAAAUAAAAACUCAAACACUCAACAUUGAAUGUGAACUUUUAAUAAAAGAAACACGCCAUGCAAAUGAGGUUAGCUUUUGUUCUAUCACGGACGUGAGUAGAGCUCUGUUUGUUCCUUUUGAGAAGAUCAGAAAUAUGUUGAUGAAAACAAAACCAGUUCAUACAUGCAUUCAUUGGACAAAAGGCACAGGAACAAGGAAAUGUGUUGAAUAGGUUUAUAUCAUUUUGUUAUGUGAUUGUGUUGGUGAGCUUUACAGUGGUUCUCAAUUGGGGGUACGUACAUGUACUCCUGGGGGUACGUGAUAGUAAUUUAAUCAAUAUUCAAUCAAAUAUAAGUGUAAGUUCAUAAAGUGAAUUCUAUAUAUUCUAUAUUAAAUCAGACACUGAUGGCAUAGCGCUGUGUAUUUCAUCUUUUCUUUUGCUUACCAAAAAGGUUUUGCACUGGUCAGUGGGUACUUGGCUAUAAAGAAAAUGUCACAUCACUGUUCUAGUAGAUUAUUAUUUUUUUCUUUAAAAUUGACAAAUACUUGUAAAUUACAGUCCUUCACAAAUAUA